Leptosia nina is the source of this 1842-nucleotide messenger RNA. NCBI's taxonomy places the organism in Eukaryota, Metazoa, Arthropoda, Insecta, Lepidoptera, Pieridae. The record is from the annotation of a GenBank genome assembly.
AUGUACCUCAGUAACUACGCUACCGCCCCUCAUUUGGAUACGUUAUAUGAAACAUUCGUUCAGGACAGUUAUACAAUACGAACAGAGGGAUGCAGCAUCCCGGCUCUGCAUCCCCUCGAUGCCGGCAUAAAAGAAUUCGUAAAAUAUCCGGAAAGUGUCAAAUCAUGUUUGAAUUCAAAGUCUCCUUUUCUCGAAAAUAACACAACUCAUAUUUGGAUCAAGAAGGAGAAUGUAAUGCAUUAUAAUGUAAGCGAUGAUAGUUUUCUGUGUUGCUACCGAUCUUUUUAUCGCCCAUCGUCAGUGAAGGAUAUCCACUCUGCUAAAAUAGACGAUCGCGUAGAAUACCGUAAAUGUAAACAUUUUAAAGCCAUCAUAGAAGCAAACGAUGAAUUCGUUCACGUAGUGUGUUAUACUAGAGCGAGAAUCUUGUAUCAGCAAUACUAUCUGUUUGUUGUAAAUAAAGAAUUGUCGUGGGAUAGUGCUGUAAACGCACGAAAAAAUAAGACUUCAUACAACGUUAUUAUUUUAGGAAUAGAUGCAGUAUCGCGGUUAAAUUUUUACCGUACAAUGCCCAAAACUUUAAAUUUUUUAACAAGAAAAGGCGCCAUUGAAUUAAAAGGUUACAACAAAGUUGGAGACAAUACUUUUCCCAAUCUGAUACCCAUGUUGCUAGGUAUAAGAGAAUCUGAACUAAAGAAAACUUGUGUUCCCAAUCCAAAAUAUACUUUUUUUGAUAACUGCCCAUUUAUUUGGGAUUGGUACAAGGAAGCUGGAUAUUAUACAGCUCUCGGCGAAGACAGCGCUAGCUUGGGCACAUUUAAUUAUUUAAGAGGUGGAUUUGCCAGAAACCCAACCGAUUAUUAUUUGCGUACGUUCAUACGAGAAGCCGAAAAAAAUGUUGGGAAUAACAAGGAUUUUAACUCAUUAUUGUGCAUGAACAAUAAAUAUUUUUAUAGAGUGCUGUUAGAUUAUAUUGAAAACCUUUUGAUAAAAAUGCGUUCGUCUAGACUUUUUGGUUUCUUUUGGGAAGUUACCAUGAGCCACGACUAUCUAAAUUACCCGAUGCUAAUGGACUUUUUUUAUGAACAGUUUUUUAAGAACCUCGAUCAUCAAAAGGUUUUAGAAGACACCAUUAUAUUUCUGGUAAGCGACCACGGUAUUAGGUGGGGAAAUAUAAGAGCCACCAAACAAGGGCGACUAGAAGAGCGUCUCCCGUUUGUGCAUAUAUUAGUACCAGACUCGUUUAAAAAGAAAUAUAAUGAAGCGUAUAGUAAUCUUAAAUUAAACCGCCAAAGAUUGACUACUCCGUUUAAUUUAUACACUACACUAAAUGAUCUUAUAGAUCUAUCCAAUAUAGAAAAUUCAAAUAUUAAAUCGAGAAGUCAGAAAUCAUACUGGAGAGAACGUGCUAUUAGCUUAUUUUUGCCUUUACCAGGUAACCGUACUUGUUCAAUUGCCGACAUUGAUGACCACUGGUGUACCUGCCACCGUGAACGGAAAAUAUCUACUGAAAGCGUUGAGGCUUUACUUGCGGCAAAUUAUAUUCUAAAGGAAAUUAAUAACCUUGUUCACAAUUAUAAACUAUGUUCUGUUUUAAAUAUAACAGAAAUUGUUGAUGCGACAGAAUUGGAAGCCGGAACUGAAGAGGACAGUGAAGUUAGUUGGAGAGAAUAUAUGGUUGUUCUUCGUACGAGUCCGGGAGGGGCUGUGUUUGAAUCUACAGUACGUGAUUAUGGGACUCGUUGGAGUCUAAUUGGCACGAUCAGUCGCCUUAAUUUAUAUGGAUAUCAAAGCCAUUGUAUAGAUAACUAUAAUCUCAAACUAUACUGUUACUGUUUAUAA